Messenger RNA from Asparagus officinalis (garden asparagus), 1849 nucleotides. Its product is annotated as monogalactosyldiacylglycerol synthase, chloroplastic. Gene Ontology annotation, biological process: glycolipid biosynthetic process. The transcript has 8 exons. NCBI's taxonomy places the organism in Eukaryota, Viridiplantae, Streptophyta, Magnoliopsida, Asparagales, Asparagaceae. The coding region runs from base 224 to 1741 and encodes 505 amino acids. Gene Ontology annotation, molecular function: hexosyltransferase activity. The record is from RefSeq and is a predicted model, not a curated record.
UUUUAUCCCUCCAUCCAAAGAGCAUUUCCUUCUCAUCUCCUCCCCCCCCUCAAUUCCAAGUCCCUCUUCAAAAAAUCUUGUGGCUCUUCUCCCUCAGCAAACUCUCUCUCUCUCUCUCUCUCUCUCUCUCUCUCUCUCUUAACCCAACUCAAAACCCAAAUCAAUCUCUCACCUGCCUUUUCUCCCCCUAAAGACCCAUAAAAAACCCUCAUGCCCCGAAGCCAUGCCCUCCUCUUCAAUCACCCAAGAACCCAUCACCAUUCUCGACCUCAUCUCCCUCCCCUUCAUCCCAAACUCAUGCUCUCCCUCUUCUCUCUACAAGAAACCCAGAACACCCACCAUCUCCUGCACCCUCAAGAACAACCCAUCUUCAAGGCUCCAGUCUCUGUGCAAUGAGUUCAAUAGGUUCAUUAGAACCCAUUGUGAGAGAUCCCCAAUCGGCUUCGGGUUUGCUUCUGUUCGGGUUCCGGGCGAGGAGACCCGUACUGGAGAGGACGGGCCGAAUGGCGUUGUUGAGGAUGAUGGGGGGAUUGUUAAUGGGCUGGGGAGUGAGAGGGCGAAGAAAGUUUUGAUCUUGAUGAGCGAUACUGGUGGUGGGCAUCGGGCUUCGGCUGAGGCGAUUAAGGCCGCUUUUAAUCAGGAGUUUGGGGAUGAGUAUCAGGUCUUUGUAACUGAUCUAUGGACUGAUCAUACUCCCUGGCCAUUUAAUCAAUUGCCAAGGAGUUAUAACUUCUUGGUAAAACAUGGAGCAUUGUGGAAAAUGACAUACUAUGGAAGUGCUCCAAGAUUAGUGCAUCAGCCACAUUUUGCAGCAACAUCUGCUUUUAUAGCUCGAGAGGUAGCUAGUGGACUGAUGAAAUACCAGCCGGACAUUAUUAUUAGUGUGCAUCCUCUGAUGCAGCAUGUUCCUCUACGAAUUCUGAAGGCAAAAGGUCUUCUUGACAAGAUUGUGUUCACCACAGUGGUAACAGAUCUCAGCACUUGCCAUCCAACUUGGUUCCACAAACUAGUUACAAGAUGUUAUUGCCCUUCUAAUGAGGUUGCAAAAAGAGCAUUAAAAGCUGGAUUGCAGCCUCCCCAAAUUAAGGUCUAUGGUCUUCCAGUACGUCCUUCUUUUGUUAAACCAGUCCGGCUAAAGGAUGAGUUAAGAAGGGAGUUAGGGAUGGAUGAACAUUUACCGGCUGUUUUGCUGAUGGGAGGAGGGGAAGGCAUGGGUCCUAUUGAAGCCACAGCACGUGCACUCGGCAACUUAUUAUAUGAUGAGUAUUUUGGAGGUCCUAUAGGUCAGAUACUUGUCAUAUGUGGCCGGAAUAAAAAGCUUGCUAAUAGACUGCUUGCAAUUGACUGGAAGAUCCCUGUGCAGGUGAAGGGUUUUGUUACUAAAAUGGAAGAAUGUAUGGGUGCUUGCGACUGCAUUAUUACUAAGGCAGGUCCGGGGACUAUUGCAGAAGCCAUGAUUCGUGGUCUCCCCAUUAUUCUAAAUGAUUAUAUUGCAGGCCAGGAAGUUGGCAAUGUACCUUACGUUGUAGAAAAUGGAUGUGGAAGAUUUUCAAAAUCACCAAAAGAGAUUGCAAAAAUAGUUGCGGAAUGGUUUGGUCCAAAAGCAGAUGAGCUCAAAAUUAUGUCUCAGAACUGUUUGAAGCAAGCAAGGCCAGAUGCUGUGUUCAAAAUUGUUCAUGACCUCGACGAGUUGGUCAGGCAAAGAAAUGCUCUUGUGCCUCAACUUUCAUGUGCAACUUGACGUCAAAAACUUUUGAAAUUUUGGUUCUCUUAUCAAUUUCAUUACACAGUGGCUACUGCCUUCUUGUUAGUUUACGGCCUAUUGGGUAAAAUUUGCAUUUACAUUGAA